UGACGGACGUCCACACAUCGGGCUCGUUCGGAAUCUAGACGCGAGGGGAUCCAGUACUGUUAGGUAGUCCUAGGGAUAGCUUUAUUUGGUUUAGACUCGGUGUGGUUGGUUCAAGGGUUUCGUCAGUCUGAUGUUCUACUUUAAGAAAACGGACAGCACGUGCGAGUAGUGUGGCUUUCCUAUGACUAAAAAAACUUAGUUUUUUCUUCAGUAGAACCAGUGCUGACAGAAACAUAACGCGGCCCUGAUUCAGAUAUCUCUUAUCGAUAAUUUUUCAUGGAUUCAAACUUUGAACCAUGCUUGCAUUGUCAGAAAAAAAAAUUACAGUGGCUAUCUGUACUUUACACUGAGUUUCAACUAUAAUAUCUCGUGAAUGUAAUAUACCAGCUGAUGUUAUCUGGUAUCUCGUGAGCGUAAUAUACCCGCUAGUGUUAUCUAAUAACUCGUGAGUGUAAUAUACCAGCUAGUGUUAUCUGGUAUCUCGUGAGUGUAAUAUACCUGCUGGUGAUAUCUCGUAGCUCGUGAGUGUAAUUUACCAGCUGAUGUUAUCUGGUAUCUCGUGAGUGUAAUAUAUCAGCUAGUGUUAUCUGGUAUCUCGUGAAUGUAAUAUACCAGCUGAUGUUAUCUGGUAUCUCGUGAAUGUAAUAUAUCAGCUAGUGUUAUCUGGUAUCUCGUGAGCGUAAUUUACCGCCUGGUGUUAUCUGGCAUCUCAUGAGUGUAAUAUACCACUUGGUGUUAUUUAAUAACUCAUGAGUGUAAUAUAUCAGCUGGUGUUAUCUUCUAAUCCGUGAGUGUAAUAUACCAGGUCGUCUUAUCUGGUAUCUCGUGAGUGUAAUUUACCAGCUGGUGUUAUCUGGUAUCUCGUAAGUGUAAUAUACCAGCUAGUGUUAUCUGGUAACCGUGAGUUUAAUUUACCAGCUAGUGUUAUCUUGUAACUGUGAGUGUAAUAUACCAUCUAGUGUUAUUUGGUAACCGUGAGUGUAAUAUACCAGCUAAUGUUAUCUGAUAACCGUGAAUGUAAUAUACCAGCUAGUGUUAUCUUGUAACCGUGAGUGUAAUAUACCAGCUAGUGUUAUCUGGUAACUGUGAGUGUAAUAUACCAGCUAGUGUUAUCUUAUAACCGUGAGUGUAAUAUACCAGCUAGUGUUAUCUGGUAACCGUGAAUGUAAUUUACCAGCUAGUGUUUUCUGGUAACCGUGAAUGUAAUAUACCAGCUAGUGUUAUCUGGUAACCGUGAAUGUAAUUUACCAGCUAGUGUUAUCUGGUAGCCGUGAGUGUAAUAUACCGACUGGUGUUAUCUGGUAACAGUGAAUGUAAUUUACCAGCUAGUGUUUUCUGGUAACCGUGAAUGUAAUAUACCAGCUAGUGUUAUCUGGUAACCGUGAAUGUAAUUUACCAGCUAGUGUUAUCUGGUAACCGUGAAUGUAAUUUACCAGCUAGUGUUAUCUUGUAACCGUGAGUGUAAUAUACCAGCUAGUGUUAUCUGGUAACCGUGAGUGUAAUAUACCAGCUAGUGUUAUCUUAUAACCGUGAGUGUAAUAUACCAGCUAGUGUUAUCUGGUAACCGUGAAUGUAAUUUACCAGCUAGUGUUUUCUGGUAACCGUGAAUGUAAUAUACCAGCUAGUGUUUUCUGGUAACCGUGAAUGUAAUAUACCAGCUAGUGUUAUCUGGUAACCGUGAAUGUAAUAUACCAGCUAGUGUUAUCUGGUAACCGUGAGUGUAAUAUACUGACUGGUGUUAUUAAGAACUAUGUUUUCAUCAUCAGUAGUCAUCACUUUGAAAAGACUUCUUUUGGCGCUGACAUUUAGAGUAACCUUUGGAAGUUGGGAGGAGUGGUGGACAUACGAAGGAAUAUCCGGGCCUAACUACUGGGGCCUCCUGAACCCAGAGUGGAGCUUAUGUAACAUGGGUCAUCGCCAGUCACCUGUGGAUAUUGACCCGUCGAUAUUAUUGUUUGACCCUCACUUGAGGCCGGUGGACGUCGAGAAGAACAGAGUGAGUAAAUAGAAA
Limulus polyphemus (Atlantic horseshoe crab) is the source of this 2011-nucleotide messenger RNA. RefSeq names its product putative carbonic anhydrase-like protein 2. Lineage: Eukaryota; Metazoa; Arthropoda; Merostomata; Xiphosura; Limulidae. Bases 1751 to 2008 code for a protein of 85 amino acids. The record is from RefSeq and is a predicted model, not a curated record. The transcript has 3 exons.